Magnolia sinica is the source of this 1359-nucleotide messenger RNA. Its product is annotated as F-box protein CPR1-like. The coding region runs from base 140 to 1315 and encodes 391 amino acids. NCBI's taxonomy places the organism in Eukaryota, Viridiplantae, Streptophyta, Magnoliopsida, Magnoliales, Magnoliaceae. The record is from RefSeq and is a predicted model, not a curated record. Gene Ontology annotation, molecular function: protein binding. The transcript has a single exon.
UGUCUGACGGACGGCUUCAUCGUCAGCUGUAAGAUCUAUCACCUCCAUCAUCAUUUUUUUUCUCUUCUCUACAUUGAUUCUCCAUCAUUAUCUUUUUCUUCUCUACAUUGAUUUUGUCAGAAAUUCGUGAUUCGAUAUUAUGGCAAGUCCAGCUAAAAUCAAUCAACUCAAGGAUAUAAAGAAUAAGAACUCUAUAAGAAGGGAAGUCUUAUGGAAUUCUAUUUCUCUAGAAAAAGGGAAGUCUCUAUCAGAUUAUCCCGAAGAGAUCAUCUUCAAUAUUCUCGUUUGGCUUCCAGCCGCAUCUCUUUAUAACCUAAGGCGUGUAUGCAAGAACUGGUUAGACAUAAUCUCUAGCCCUUGUUUCAUCCAGUGCCACCUCGCUCGAGUCCAACCGUACAUCAUCGAAAGAAAAACACUUUGGAAUAAUCACAUUCGUUCCGUGUAUGUAAAAGAUUCUGAAAUAAGGGUAGGAAAUCUGGCUCUAGGUGGUGAUUGGGAGAUCUUAGCUACCUGUAACGGAUUGCUUUUGGUAAAAGACCAUUCAAACGACAUUCAUAUCUCCAAUCCAGCUACCAAGCAAUUGCUACCGCUUCCCACAUGUUCUAAAUCUUGUGACGACUACCAACUUCUACAUGACUUGGAUGUGGACUUCGACUACGCGGAACUCGACUUUUAUAGAUUUGGAUACGCUCCUUCCACUGCGGAAUAUAAAGUGGUGCACUUCUUCCACGAUGGAAAGCAACAGUGUGAGAUACUAACGUUAGGUUUGGAUUCAUGGAGAAGGAUUGAUAUCUCGUUUCUCGUUCUGCCAUUGAUAUUCAAUAAGCAACUAUUGCUGAAUGGGGUUUUGCAUUGGGUGGUUGGUUAUCAUUAUAUAAUGUCUAUGGAUAUUGCCCAAGAGACGUUUGAUGAAACGCCGAUUCCAAGUUGCAUCGGGCCAAAUCUUGAUACACUUUCAAUGGAUGAAACUUUUUAUCUUACAGAGAUUAGAGGCUCUCCAUCUCUCAUUAACCGAAUAUCUCAUGUUGAAUUUGAAGUUUGGAUCUUAAAGGACUUUCAGAUAAAAGAGUGGAUAAAAUUGAGUAAUAUCGAUGCGACUGCAAGAGGCAUAAUUAAUCUUAUUCCUCUUCUAGGCUUGAGAAACGACGAGGUCAUUUUCAAGUCUCGUAAAAAGAGAAGCGGGCAAUUGGUCUUGUCCACCUACGAUUUAAAACUCCAGACGAUGAUUCUGGUCAAACUAUAUCCAAGAGAGCUUCAGAUUUUCUCUAUGAUUACUCACUUCGACACCCUAGUUUCUUUGAAGUUUCAAAAAUAAUAUUAAGAUUCUGGUACUAAUGUUACUAGUGGAAAUUGAAUACU